AUGUCUAUCUCCUUCGUUUUCGGUAUAUGGCAGACGAAAAACAAGUCGCCCCUCCGGAGCCUCAACCUGCGCUUGAUCAAGAAAAGACUCAAGCAGGAGACAUACUUGAAGCCCAAAACUGAACCGAUGGUAAAGAUGUUGCCGCGCAAUUCCUCGCUCGGCUUGACCCGGCCAUUGCAGUGGAACCUGUUACCGAGACCGAAGCGCGCCGUGUGCUUUAGAAAAUCGAUCUGA
Penicillium hordei is the source of this 234-nucleotide messenger RNA. RefSeq lists its product as uncharacterized. The transcript is spliced from 2 exons. The record is from RefSeq and is a predicted model, not a curated record. Bases 1 to 234 code for a protein of 77 amino acids. Lineage: Eukaryota; Fungi; Ascomycota; Eurotiomycetes; Eurotiales; Aspergillaceae.